Messenger RNA from Ctenopharyngodon idella (grass carp), 2923 nucleotides. It is a transcript of the gene pxdc1b, whose product is annotated as PX domain containing 1b. NCBI's taxonomy places the organism in Eukaryota, Metazoa, Chordata, Actinopteri, Cypriniformes, Xenocyprididae. Bases 627 to 1328 code for a protein of 233 amino acids. The record is from RefSeq and is a predicted model, not a curated record. The transcript is spliced from 5 exons. Gene Ontology annotation, molecular function: phosphatidylinositol binding.
CUCUCUCAGAUGUGAAUUCCUCGCAUAGCGCUGUGUGGAAGAGAAUGAGAGGGAAGGAGGGGUGAAGACGCAACUUCUGCCAAUAGAAGGAAACGCUGUCUUUUUUAUGUCUCAAACUCUCGGCCUGUUUUCGGCGUCCGUUAUUCACUUUGCUCAGCUGAUUGACUCUGGACUUUAUCUGUGAUUAACAUCAUCUAAUGGGAUUAAAGAGGCUCAGUUACCGAUGCGUACAAGGCAACUGUCGCAAUCCGUUAUAUUAAGUUGCAACAGACAUUUAAGAGAACGCCUAAACUUUUUUGAUGAAUAGAUGUGCGCAAUUUUGGAUAAAACGCGAGACGUCUUGACAUCUACGCACCACGCGAAAGAAAAACGAAAGGACGAUAGAAAUGUUUAGGAUAGAAUAGAAACUAGGCUACUUAUUUAGCUGCGCUAUUCUUGCAUAUCCGUCUGCACACGUACGUAAACGAAUCGAAAUUGGAAGUUCCUUUAAAGGCUUUUGGAUGCGAACUCAUAUUUAUUACCUGUACAUUUGUUGUUUAGCCCUCAAACUUGCACAUUUUGAGCGACUUAAAUGCUGUUGAAGUUGAGCAGAAAAUCCACAGAAUGCUGGAGUGAGGGCACUGAAGAUGGCAUCGGCGAUUUUUGAGGGCACAUCCCUGGUGAACAUGUUCGUGAAGGAUUGUUGGGUUAACGGGAUUCGCAGGCUCAUCAUUAGAGGAGAGGAAGAGGAGUUCUUUGAAAUAAGGACUGAAUGGUCGGACAGAAACAUUCUUUACCUGCACAGAAGCUCCUCAGAUUUGGGAAGACUUUUAAAAAGACUACUGGAGUGUUUCCCCGAAGACAGACGAGAUUUGUCAGAGUCUCCUCUGAUAGUAGGGCUUGUGAAGAUUAAAGAAGCAAGAGACAUUGAGACAAAACUAAAUGAAGUGGAGCGACUGUUGAAAAACGCCAUUAACAUGCCUUGGAAGUUUUCUAGGUCAGAGGUUGUCUUAACAUUUUUUGAACGCUCGCCGCUAGACCAGGUCCUGAGGAAUGACAAUGUCCACAAGAUUCAGCCAUGCUUUCAAAGUCCAGUUAAGAUUUCAGAGAUCAUGAGGUCUAAUGGGUUUUGCCUGGCGAACACUGAGACCAUUGUGUUUGAUGAGAGCGUUCCACUGGACAAAGAGAGACCCUCCUCCACUGACUCAGCCCAGCACUCGUAUGAUGAGGACGGGAGAGAAUCUUUGGAUCCUGUGGAUCAAGACCUGAGUGACGAUGAUCCUGAAGCUUAUGUCACCAACCUGUCCUACUACCACCUGGUUCCAUUUGAAACUGACAUCUUGGAGUGAUGCGCACAAUUCUGCAUGGGUGGACAUUCACAGGGGGGCACUGAAGCCCACCACUACGAUGCAGAUAGCCUGCAUGUAAUUUUUGCCAAGAGAUGGGAUGUGCUCUAAACGAGGCUAAUUCUGAUUGUGUUUAUGCUGCAGGAAGAGAUCACCACUAGACAUAGAAUCUGUCCAUCAGAUUUGGUGGCCUAAGCCCACAAUGAUGCUGUGUUGACCAACGUGCCUCAUUAUUCAACCUAGAGUCAUGCUGCAGACAAGAAAAUAUAAUAGUAACUGACAAAAGGAAAAAAAAUAAGUUGCUAUUCCUGUUGCACAGAUUGAUGGUGGCCUGAAAGAUUUAUUAUUAUUUUUUUAUUUAAAAUCCACUGUGUCCUAGUGAUUCAUCUUUUUCAAGGCCCAAUGCCCAGAAAACCUGCCUGGAAAAAUAUAUUUCUUCUUCAGAAAGAGUCUGCACUAUGUGAAUCAGUCCUUUGGCUUUAGUGGAUGAUCUGAAGCUACUCCUGGAGAAGAAGAUUUGCAUAUGGAUUUACCAAAAUGGAAGGUUGUGAUAGUAAAAGAACUUGAACAUAAAAUGCUGAUUCAAAUAGCCAAAUACUGCAAAAAAAAAAAUCCCAUUUCAACAACUCAGACCUUUGAUGUUGUACAAAAAUCACUGCUUUAUUAAUCUUGACAGCCAUUUCUGCCUUAGUUUUAAAGACUUUGGAUUUAGCUAAAUUAAAUUUGCCAAUGUAUAAAGACGUUUUUCUGAAGUGAAUUUUAUUAGCUUAUGGCCUCUCUUCUACUCAACAAAUAUGGACAGUAGCUGAACUUUCUUUUUUUCCACUUGAACACAAAAGAUGUGCACACACACUUGGCUCAUGGCUUCUAGUACACACUUACACAAAUAUAUACACACAUGCACAAAUACACCCCUACUUUGUAAUGCAGUCAUGUUUCCCUGCUACCCGUGAGAAAGUUCUACUCUUUGUUUUGUUCACAAUUUUUGGUGCUUUAAUAAUAUUCUCCAACAUUUUCAAUUCUGUGUGAGCUAACCCUUUAAGUAAUUGUGUUUGCGAUUAUAUAUUUUUGCAACAUGCAAGUAAUCUGAUGCUUGAUUAAAUGUUUUAUUCUUUAGGAUGUAGGCUAUAUAAUAUUAUCACAGCCUCAGACAUGUUAUAUCCAUCAUGUCUAGCCAUAAAAUAUUACUUUGUGACUCCCUUUCUCAAAUCUAAACGUGGAUGCAUGUGAGCAAAAUACCAGAGAUAUCAAUGAAGUCGUGUUGAACACAAACACAAGGGCAGAAGAAUAGACUGUGUGAUUAAAGUAGGCUUAUAUGGACAUGACCAAAUGCAUAGCACAUUACAUAUCAGACACAAAAUAUUUUACAGAGGUUACUUUUGUUCAUUGGGAUUUUAAUGAUUAUUUUUAUAAGCAUUGAAAAUAACUAUUUCUGUCACGUUUCACAUGUUGCACAUAAUGGCAUUUCUGACUGGGGGACUGGUGUGCACAUCAUGUAUUGAAAAUAAUAGUAAUUCAUACAGUAUAUUUGAAAUGAUUUGCAAAACUUGUGAAUAAUUUAUAAAUAACGUGCCACUAAAGCUUUUGUGUAAAUAUGA